Molecule: messenger RNA, 612 nt
Organism: Echinostoma caproni
Lineage: Eukaryota; Metazoa; Platyhelminthes; Trematoda; Plagiorchiida; Echinostomatidae
Source: the annotation of a GenBank genome assembly
AUGAUACACACACAGAUUACUUGGGGUUUGCUGGCCAAAAGCUGUAAAACGUCCCUCGCUGUUCGUCAGUUGCUGCACAGUUACGCAGAGGCCUCACAAGCUAAAUCGGUUCGUUCGAUUCAACCUAGCCGCACAUUUGUUGCCUCUCUGUUUGCCGCUUCGCGUUUCAAUUGGGACUUGAAAAGGUAUCUGCUUCAGCUGAUGGUAAGGGAAACGGGGAUAGAUGAAGACGGUUCUGGACAGGUAGCUGACUGUUUGGGAGAACUGGAGCCAGAUCGACGUCUAAUCGCACAAUUGGAAAUCGAUGUGGCGCUGUUUCGUGACCUUCUCCGUAAAGACGUCAUCCCCCGUGGAAUGGUCAAUGUGAUCACAUCAGACGGUCGAACGAUUGUGGGUACCUUGAAAGGUUUUGAUAAUGUGAUCAACUUGGUAAUUAAGGACAGCCAGGAGCGCGUAUUCAGUCCGACUGAGGGAGUAGAACAUGUCCCUCUUGGUCUGUUCAUCAUUCGUGGUCAGAACGUAGCUCUGGUCGGCGAAAUAGACGAAGAUCUGGACCGAAGAAUAGAUUUUUCAUCAAUUCGUGCUGAGCCCUUGAAUCCUGUUGUGCACUGA